AUCUAUCGUCUUAUAAUUGCAAAUCUUAGGUGGUGCAUUGGUUUUGCAUUUCCUAAAACCUGAAACUAGACCCCUAACUUUUGCAAUGAGAAAGUAAAACGUUUCUAUAUAAUACUAAAAAACAAAAAUUGAAAAAACCAUAAUCCUAACUUUCCCUUACCCUUCUAUUCUGUCACUGUGUUACCGAAUGUUUCCUCGUCGAUGGACCUGGUAACCAUAAACUUUCAAUCUUCAUAAUUUUUCCCCAGAUCCCACCAUUUUUUGAGUUCCUCGGAGCUUCGAUCACACCUUACCUUUCUCCAGACUCAGUUCACCACACCAUCGAUAUUACUCCUUCUAAACACAUCCCCCUUGUUCUCUUAAAACUAUGGGCUCAACCUCCAACGGUGUUUUUCCUACCCAGUAAGCCGGACAGAUGCUUCUUUUCCCCCAAGUAGCCACUGCAUGCGCCGCCUCGUUAGCUUCCUAUGCUUUUUCAUGAUGAUCCUUGAAUCGCCUUCGAUGAUAACUUUGUCAAAUACUAUUUCUCCUACAAAAACCACUCCUUAGAGGCAUGCAUAAGCUUCAGCGGUUGUCGGGUUACAGAUAUUGUUUAUCUAGGAAAAGCCUCCUCAAGGUUUCUUCCCUCCAGGGAGCCAAGCAUCAUUCCAUAUAUUAAUUGGCUUUCCAUCUCCAGUUUUCCAACCCAUGCCCGAUUCCAGAACACUUCGAGUGCCCUAUAUACUCCUCCAGGUAAAUGAAGGAAUUACGGGAAACUAAAAGUCAGGAUGAUGAGUUCACAACAAAGUACAACAAAGGAAGAGGAAGAUUGCUUACGGGCAAUUCAAUACGCUACUUCAACAGUGCUUCCUUUUGCUUUGAAAGCCGCCGUUGAUCUUGAUUUAUUCGAGAUUAUAGCGAAAUCGGGUCCAGGUUCCAUGGUUUCUGCUGCUGAGAUUGUCUCCAAACUUCCAGCUAAGAACUCUAAGGCUCCCGAAAUCAUCGAUCGUAUACUUCGAUUUCUGACGGCCCAUUCGGUCUUGGAUUGCAAGCUUGUUACUGAUGAAGACGGAAACACGACGAGAGUAUAUGGUAUUGCUUCUAUCGGCAGAUACUUUGCUCAAAAUGAAGAUGGAAUUUCCUUAGUUCCAAUGCUGCAUUUGACUAUGGAUAGACAUAUGAUGGAGUGUUGGAACUUCUUGAAAGAAGCAACAUUGGAAGGUGGGUUGUCAUUUGUGAGGGGAUUUGGAGUGGACAUUUUCGAGAUGGCUGCAAAAGAUAGAAAUUUAGCCAAUACUUUCAACCACUCAAUGUCCAACCACACUGCCAUAGUCAUGAAUAAAGUCCUACAAAUCUACAAGGGUUUUGAAGGAUUAACCCAAGUGGUUGAUGUGGGAGGAGGAUGGGGCACAAAUCUUAAGCUCAUUAUUUCAAAGUACCCUCGAAUUAAGGGCAUUAACUUUGACUUGCCCUUUGUUGUUAAAGAUGCACCCAAUAUUCCAGGUGUGGAGCAUGUAGGAGGAGAUAUGUUCAACAAAGUUCCUAAUGCAGAAGUUAUUUUUAUGAAGUGGAUACUUCACGAUUGGGGAGACAAAGAAUGCUUGAAAUUGCUAAGAAAUUGUUAUGAAGCAAUAUCAGAGUGUGGAAAAGUGAUAGUAGUGGAAUCAGUAUUGCCAGAACUGCCCACGCCUAAUAUUGUCACAGCCACAACACUCAGUUUUGAUGUGGGAAUGCUUCAUUUGCUCCCUGGUGGAAAGGAAAGAACAUUCAAAGAGUUUGAGACAUUGUUUGUUCAAGCUGGUUUCGCUGCUUUCAAACCUAUUUGUCGUGUUUACAAUUAUUGGGUCAUUGAAUUGUUGAAAAAUGUGAACAAUUCACCACAAUAGUUAUUAUCAUUUCAUCUGCCAAUAACAGAGGUAAGCACCGUAUAUCAUCCCAGAAUCGAAGUUGAAGAGGAAGAAGAGAGACGAAGAUACGAAAUAGAAAGAAGGUAUGAAGCCAGUAAAAAAGAAGAUAGAGCAAGAUUCCAAUAAAUUCAAUUACAAAAUCAAGUGCGUCAACUGUAGGUACUUUGUGUUAUUAUUUUGUUUAAUAUUGGUAUAUUUGAAUUGUUUACAAAGCAUUUGUAAUGAAUACAUUUCUAAAUUUAAAUAUUAUAUAUUUGAGUUUUAUUUUAGUAUAAA
Molecule: messenger RNA, 2162 nt
Organism: Gossypium raimondii (Peruvian cotton)
Lineage: Eukaryota; Viridiplantae; Streptophyta; Magnoliopsida; Malvales; Malvaceae
Product: caffeic acid 3-O-methyltransferase
Exons: 8
Coding region: 768-1865 (365 amino acids)
Biological process (GO): methylation
Molecular function (GO): protein dimerization activity; S-adenosylmethionine-dependent methyltransferase activity; O-methyltransferase activity
Source: RefSeq, a predicted model, not a curated record